This is a messenger RNA of Tarenaya hassleriana, 2539 nucleotides long. RefSeq lists its product as uncharacterized. Gene Ontology annotation, biological process: protein transport. Lineage: Eukaryota; Viridiplantae; Streptophyta; Magnoliopsida; Brassicales; Cleomaceae. The coding region runs from base 212 to 2296 and encodes 694 amino acids. The transcript is spliced from 6 exons. The record is from RefSeq and is a predicted model, not a curated record.
GCUGCGGUCGCUGGGGUUUUGAAAAAAAAGUCCAUUAAUGGAUUAAAAACAACAACGCUUCUCUCUCUCUCUCUCUCUCUCUCUCUCUCUCGUAUUCGUCUUCUCGUUGAAGCUCGGAAGCUCUGGCCAUUCUUCCUUACUGAAAUCUGGUUUUGUAUUGGAGUUACUGAGUGGAAUCGUUCGCUGUCGGCAGAAGUACAAGAGAUUGGAGAUGCUCGACGGUCUCUUAGGCCGCGGUUUUGUCCCCAAGGGGAAAUCGCUGAUAAAGCUGACGAAGAAUCGGAUCGACGUUCUUCGGAGGAAGAGAACCGCGACGAUCAAGUUUCUGAAGAAGGAUUUAGCUGAUCUGCUCGCAAAUGGUCUUGACGUCAACGCAUAUGGCAGGGCUGGAGGACUUCUUGAUGAAUUAAAGCAUCUAUGGAAUCUUGAUUUUGUUGAGAUGUCUUCUGACUUCGUCUAUAAACAUCUUUCAGUUAUGCAGAAGAUCGGGGAAUGUCCUGAAGAUUGCCGGGAAGCUGUAUCAUCCUUGAUGUUUGCAGCUUCUGCAUUUUCUGAGUUGCCUGAGCUGCGUGAUCUGAGGCAGAUGUUUCAUGAAAAGUAUGGGGAGUCACUGGAAUUGUUUGUCAACCAAGAGCUUGUUGAGAGUUUGUCUACGAAACCAUUUUCUCUGGAGAAGAAAGUGAAGUUAAUGGCUGAUGUUGCAUCAGAAUUUUCCAUUCCAUGGGAUUCUAAGGCUUUUGAGCGGAUGAUAUCAAGGCAUAAUAAUGCCACUGUAAAGGAACUUAACAAAAUUCAGGUGCCUCCAAACAUUUCUAAUGACAAGUACAAAUUUAUAGAUGAAAACAAGGCUCCGCCGAUAAGAGAAAUGCAUGAUUUCUCAUCCAAGCAAAGGUCUGAAGGGGUAAAGGACGAGCAUAGCUUGAAUAGAAAGAAGGCUGACGCAUCAGAAAGAACAGAUCCUUUCUCUCAACCUGCAAAAGAAUUUUAUCAGAACGACCGUAGGGGAGAUCAUAAUGGGCUUUCAUCAAGAGAAAGGACAGAAAAAGUUCAUCAUUCAGCUAGACCAGAUAACAAAGACAAUGAGGCGGAAAGGAACGGAUUUGGUUAUCAGUCUAGGCUAAAACCUUCCAGAGAAAGACAUGAACCACUUUUUAACGAGGGAGACACUAUAGUUAUGAAGGUCAAACGUGAGAAUUUGCUUCAAAGGAAUGGACAUCAAACUGGUAAGGAGCAUCAUGAUGUUAAGAAAACCGAGGAUAUUGCCUCAAGAACGCCUAAGCCUAGCAGCCCCUCGGGAAAAGAUGAAAAGCUUUCUUUCGCUUUCAAGCAAGAGAACUUUUUCCAAGGACACAAACAGGAGAUUUGUGCAGAGAAUGUGUCUGAGAAAUCCGAAGAUUGUGCCUCAAGAACACUGAAGCAAAGCAGCUCCUCUAAAAGGGUAGAAAGUAUUCAUAAUGGUAAUGGUUUGGAGAACAGGGAAAAUGCAGUACCCUCAGGAGAGCCAGAGAUUACUUCUGUAACAAAUCACUCAAAGAGUGGAGACAAAGAUCGGUUCAGUGGUAACAAUCUGGGCGCUGGAUCUGAAUAUGCAAAGCUGACGAGAAGCAUUAGAGAAGAAGAAGCGGCGAGGCUAAAACCGUUCUUCAACAAUGGUCUUCCGCCUCCAUACGUUAAACCUAAUGGAAAAGCAAGGAACAUAACAGAGAUGGCUGAAGUUGAAACUCGUCCCGACGUUGAUAAGACCGUUUCUGCGCCCAAGAGAGCCAAUGAUCACGAUAAUGUGAAAGAUAAUGCUCUGCCCAAACCAAGAUCUAGCAGAAGAAGACACCAUAAAACUCCAAGCCAUGACGAAAUUGCUGACACAGAAGAUCCGAGAAUCAUGAAAAGAAGAAUGAGGAGCCGAAGAAAGGAACGCUCGGGCAAAGGCUUCCGAACCUCGUUUGAUGACGAUGACAACGAGAAGGACGACGAGGAGAUGAUGAUAGACAAACUCCUGAUGCAUUACAGCCGGAAGCCUUCGAGUUACGACGAGAUGAGGAUGCAGCAAGAGGAAUCAAAUAGCAGCAGAGUUUCGCAUCCCGAGCAAGGCGGAUCCGAUGCAAUGUCAGAGAUUCCUCCGCCUACGAGGUCGUUCUCCCUACCCAACAAACAAUCCGAGCCAUCCGAAUCGGGAAAGGUAUUUUCUCGAGCUGCCUCGUUUCAGUCCGACCGCUCGAGUUCAGCCAAACAUGUUCAUCCAAAGUUACCUGACUACGACGAUCUGGCUGCUCGAUUUGCGGCUCUCAAAGGAAGGUAAAUACUUCAAACAUCAUCAAAUUACGAUUUUUAAUACAAGCUUAUGAUUUAUUUUUUUUCCUGUGUGUGAUGUUCUGUUUCCAACAUUUGUUUGCAUUGUUGUAUGUGAUUAGUAGAAGUUUAUUAUUACACGUCUGUGUUUCGAAAGAUUGUUCGGCAUCAUGUUCUGUUCAGAAAAUUUACCAUAUAUAUACGUUGUUCCGAAGUUUAUGUUGUGAAUAUGGUCAAUACUUUUUGCUUUGAA